Racocetra fulgida is the source of this 829-nucleotide messenger RNA. The record is from the annotation of a GenBank genome assembly. NCBI's taxonomy places the organism in Eukaryota, Fungi, Glomeromycota, Glomeromycetes, Diversisporales, Gigasporaceae.
UGGUAAAAAACUAGAAAUCUUAGAGCAAGAUCCUCUUAUCCUGCAGACUGUUAAUGCCAUUGUAGAAUUAUCCCGAUUUAAACUUGGUACAAUAUCCAAUAAUCUUACACAGCUUUUGGAGGGAACUUUACAAAAAGAAGUGGAUACAUUGUCAAAAAACUCUCCAGAAAUUUCCCCAACCUCUCCAACUGUACAUAAUGAAAUUCCACCCGUAACUAAUAAUCAACAACCCGCUCCUCCUACCUCUAAUUAUAAUGGCAAUGCAAAAAGCUUCAAACCCCCAAAAUCUUGGGAUGAUCCGCCACAGCUAGAAGAAGCUUUGGCAACUUACAUUUUAAACGUUUUAUCUAAAUUUCUUAUUUUAAUGGCUAGUCACGAUGAUGGUAUCCCAGGUGGUGGGACCACGAUUGUUGGUGUUGCUUCUGAAAUUAUUACUGCUGCUAAUGAUCAUACGAUUGAAGCUGCUGAGUUGAGAUUGUUGGAAGUCUCUGAUCUUAAUUCAAAAAGAUUAUCUAUGGUACUACAAGAAUUAUGUGAUUCUAUAAGCACUUUAAGGAAACCUGCUCAAAUUGUAAUGGCUACUGUACUUCGUAAAGCUAUUUGGAACUGGAUCGAAGUAUUCCCUGCUGAGUUUGUUACUUUGUGUCAAACCCAAAAACGAAUGGGCGGUAAUCCUGAGAGACUUUUUGAGAUUUGCAAUAAUUUAGUCUCCAAUAACCCUAAUGGCAUUAAAGCAUUCUGGCCAUUGCAAACUAUGCUGUUGAUUUUAUGCCCUGAUCUUUUGUUUAGUGCUGCUAUGCAUGAUAGGGCCUCUAAUUCAAAUAAAAGG